This is a messenger RNA of Thermothelomyces thermophilus ATCC 42464, 1693 nucleotides long. RefSeq lists its product as uncharacterized. Gene Ontology annotation, molecular function: heme binding; monooxygenase activity; oxidoreductase activity, acting on paired donors, with incorporation or reduction of molecular oxygen. The coding region runs from base 251 to 1375 and encodes 374 amino acids. Lineage: Eukaryota; Fungi; Ascomycota; Sordariomycetes; Sordariales; Chaetomiaceae. The transcript is spliced from 3 exons. The record is from RefSeq and is a predicted model, not a curated record.
GGGGAGAGAGAGGGAGAGGCAGGAAGAGGGCGUGGGGAGUAGAGCAAAUUUAGGCUGACAAGAGAGUGUGGCAGGCCCCAUCGUGAGGAUUAACCCGGACGAGCUCCACUGCUCCGACCCGUACUUCACCGACCAGAUCUACGCCGGGCCGGGCCGGAUCCGCGACAAGUGGCAACACCAGCUCAACACGGGCGGCGCCGGUCCCGUCUCGGUGACGGGCUUUUCGACGGUGCCGCACGAGCUACACCGGAUGCGCAAGGGCGCCAUCUCGCGCUUCUUCUCGCGCAACCAGAUGCUCAAGCUCGAGGGCGAGGUCUUGGACAUGGCUCAGAUGGUGGCCGACAAGAUGCUCUCCUGGGCCGGCAAGGGGCCCUUCGACGUCAAGGAGGCCUUCAACUGCUUCACCGCCGACGUCAUCUCGCAGUACGCCUUCGGCGAGCCCAUGGGCUUCGUCGCCCAGGAGGGCUGGGAGCCCAACUUUGCCACCUGGGUCAAGUCCUUCCUCCGGAGCGCCUACAUGAUGCGUCACAACGUCGUCGCCCGCAAGCUGGCCCAGGUGAUGCCCAUCAUGGCCGACUACCUCGGCGAGGACGUCAAGACGGUCAUGCGGCAGAUGAACGUCGUCAUCCCCGGCUACAUCCGGGCCGCCCUCAGCAACCCGGAAAAGGGCCGCGUCUUUGCCGAGCUGGUCCAGUCCGACCUGCUGCCCGAGGAGGAGAAGACCAUGUACCGUCUCUCCGGCGAGGGCUUCAACUUUUUGCUCGCCGGGACCGAGACCACCGCGGCCACGCUCACCGUCAUCACGUACUACCUCCUCUCCCAGCCGGAGAUGUACAAGCGCCUGAUGGAGGACCUCGAGGGCCUGGACCCGGCCAAGCUCAAGUGGACCGAGCUGGAGCAGCGACCGUACCUGUGGGCCAUCGUGCACGAGUCGCUGCGCGUCAUGCCGGGCGUCUCGCACCGCUCGGCCCGCAUCGCCCGCGACGAGGACCUCGUCUACCGCACCCGCGACGGCAAGAAGGAGUGGGUCAUCCCCCGCGGAACCCCGAUCGGCAUGACCUCCAUGAUCAACCACUGGGACCCGGAGCUCUUCCCGGAUCCGGACGAGUUCAAGCCCGAGCGCUGGCUCGUCGACGGCCAGCCAAACCACAAGCUGCAGAAGUUCCUCAUCGCCUUUGGCAAGGGAAGCCGGUCCUGCAUCGGCGAGAACCUGGCGUACUGCGAGGUCUACCUCAUGGCAGCCAUCAUGGCCAUCCGCGUCCUCCCCCGCGCGAAGCUGCACGAGACCACGGUGGAGGAUAUCUCGUAUGACCACGACAUGAUCGUCGUUCAGACCAAGAAAGGGUCCAUCUCGGUUCGCAUCAAGAUCGAGUGAAGGGGGGGAGAGAGGGUGUAGGAUUACCGGGCCUUUUUUUGCAGGGGUUGCGGGCAGAGUAGGCAGGCCCGCUCAGGGAGUGCUUGGAAACAGAAUAUGGACCUGCAGAUACCCAAGGUUCCUAGCAAGGGGGCGCGUCAUUUGUGGAAAACUACCUUAACUGAUCAUUACAUGACUCUACCUUAGUACGUAAUAGGGGGAUAAUACUCUCCGUGCCUGCGUUAGCACCUGGAGCUGCACUUGGUUGUGGACUCAAUUGGUGCUCAAUAAUGCUUGGGCUGGAUUGGAUCUGACGAGUUCCUAGGUGCGCCAUUGUCG